Pyricularia pennisetigena is the source of this 231-nucleotide messenger RNA. RefSeq lists its product as uncharacterized. The record is from RefSeq and is a predicted model, not a curated record. The coding region runs from base 1 to 231 and encodes 76 amino acids. The transcript has 2 exons. NCBI's taxonomy places the organism in Eukaryota, Fungi, Ascomycota, Sordariomycetes, Magnaporthales, Pyriculariaceae.
AUGCCUCGCGACGGAUCCGGCAGGUCUCACAACGAUGUCGAGGACAAGCCCGAGAUUGCUCACGGUGCCGACCAGCCUGGAAGCGACGUCGACAGGUCCAACAAGGCUGCUGCUAUGCCAGAGGGAGAGAAGGGCCUGGCCAUCGAGGGCAUGAACGCCAGUGGUGGUACCUCGCAAGGGCUUAGCGAGGGACCCAACGUCGGUCAGGGCAAGGGUGCAUCCAAGAAAUGA